Molecule: messenger RNA, 1440 nt
Organism: Dermatophagoides pteronyssinus (European house dust mite)
Lineage: Eukaryota; Metazoa; Arthropoda; Arachnida; Sarcoptiformes; Pyroglyphidae
Gene: Tdh
Product: L-threonine dehydrogenase
Biological process (GO): L-threonine catabolic process
Molecular function (GO): L-threonine 3-dehydrogenase activity
Source: RefSeq, a predicted model, not a curated record
CAAUUUUAAUUCAUUACAUGUAAAGACUUGAACGUCUUGACACAUUAUUACUUUUUUUUCAAAAUCAAAGUUUUUAUUAUAAGUUUUCAAUUUAUUACAAUAUUUUUUUUUUGCAAACAAUUGAAUGUGAAGAAGAAAAAAAAUGUUCAAAUCAAGUGCCAAUUCUUUAAUCAUUCGCGUGAAUGUGAAUGAUACCAAAAAAUUUCUGGUCGAUGUUCUUCAUCGUCGUUUUUCAUUCAAUUAUCGAUCAAUAAAUUCAAUUUCCAAUGAACAAGCACCAUCGACUACAAUUCGAAAUGAAAAUUAUUCGACCGUAACAUAUUCGUCAAAUAAACCUCGUGUACUAAUUACAGGAAGUUUUGGACAAUUGGGUUUCGGUUUGGCAAAACUUAUACGAAAUCGUUAUGGCCGAGAUAAUGUGAUAAUGACUGAUAUUGUUAAACCACAAACCGAUAUAAUUGCAUCGGGUCCCUUUACAUUUAUCGAUGUUUUAGAUCGUACAAGUAUCGAAUCAGCUGUCGUCAAAUAUGGAAUCGAUUGGAUAAUUCAUUUUAGUGCAUUACUUAGUUCAAUCGGUGAACAAAAUGUAUCCCGGGCUAUUCAAGUGAAUAUCGGUGGACUACAUAAUAUUUUUGAAGUAGCACAAAAACAUAAACUAUCGGUUUUUGUUCCAAGCACUAUUGGUGCAUUUGGUCCUGAAUCUCCACGAAACAUUCCAACACCGGAUUUCUGUAUUCAAAGACCCAAAACAAUAUAUGGAGUAUCGAAAGUUCAUGCAGAACUGCUUGGAGAGUAUUUUAAUCACAAAAACAAAUUGAAUUUCCGUUCGCUUCGACUUCCGGGUAUAAUUUCAGCCGAUUCACAACCUGGCGGUGGUACUACUGAUUAUGCAGUCGAUAUGUUUCAUCAGGCCUAUGAUAAUGGAUCAUAUGAAUGUUAUUUAAAACCGGAUACACGUUUACCUAUGAUGUACAUUGAUGAUUGUCUUCGAUCAAUUGUCGAAUUGAUGGAAGCUCCUGAACAAUGUUUACAACAAAGGACAUAUAACAUCCAUGCAAUGGAUUUAACACCAAUGGAAUUAGCUACGGUCAUUAGGCAAUAUGUUCCAAAUUUUGAGAUUCGAUUUUCUAUUGAUGCUCGACAAUCCAUCGCUGAUACAUGGCCACAAGCAUUGAAUGAUCAAGCAGCACGACGUGAUUGGAAUUGGAAUCACAAUUAUGAUCUAAACCAGCUAUGUCAAAUAAUGUUUAAGAAAAUUUCAGAAACAAGAACAUCAAAAUAUUUGAAUCACGAAACGUUGAAUAAAGCCGUAAAACAUGAUCAACAACAUAAAUCGGAUUGUACACAAGAUGAUAGUUCAAUUCAUCAUAGCCGUCAACAACAACAAAUGGCUUACUAACAAAAUAUAAUGGCGUGCUGAAUUGUUAGAAAACAAAAAAA